Paramecium sonneborni is the source of this 864-nucleotide messenger RNA. NCBI's taxonomy places the organism in Eukaryota, Ciliophora, Oligohymenophorea, Peniculida, Parameciidae. The record is from the annotation of a GenBank genome assembly.
AUAAAAUGAGUAUUAUAGCUAUUUUCAAAAAUUGCUAUGAGCACUUUAAAGGCAAGUUUUCUAAAAAUUACAUUCCAGCAUAAACACCUAAAAUGCAUUCAAAAAAAAAGGUGCUUGUUUUAGAUUUAGAUGAAACUUUAGUUCAUUGUGAGUUUAAGGAAAAUAAUAAUUUUUAGCAUGAAGCCCUUCUAAAAGUAAUACACAAAGGAUAAGAAUAUAAAAUAUAUUUAAGAACUCGACCAUAUUUAAAUUAAUUCUUAUUAGAAGCUAGUAGAGAUUACGAAUUGAUAAUCUUUACUGCAGGUUACGAAGUUUAUUGUGAAAAGGUUUUGGCUUAUAUUGACAAAGAUAGCUUAAUUUCAGAUUAUUAUGCUAGAGGAAGUUGUCAAUUUAUUAAUGGAGUUUGUUUUAAAGAUUUAUCUUUACUAGAUAGACCUAUGGAAGAUGUUAUUUUUAUAGAUGUAAACUUAACAUCAAUAUUAGAAUAAUCCUAAUGCCUUUGAUAGAUGCCAAGAAAAUGGAUUACUUAUACCAUCUUAUCUUGAUUCAGAAGAUGAUGAUUGUCUUUUAAGAUUAAUUCCUUUCCUUAAAUUCUUAUCAAAGAAAAAAGAUUUAAGACCAAUUGCAUAACAUCUUCAUUAAUAUGAAAAUAAUAUCGGAGCAACAUUAUUCACAGAAACUUAAAAGACUUUAGAAAUUUAACAGGAAGCAAUCGAUGAAGAUACUUUAAGUGAAGGCAAUGUUGUUAAAAAAGAAAAUGAUAUUACAGAUUUAGAUAUUAAACAUAAAAAAACCUAAACUCAUUUUGAAGCAGUUUGUAAAGUUAGCAAUAAAAUAAGAAGUGCUACUCUAUUUUCUGGAUGA